Molecule: messenger RNA, 4511 nt
Organism: Frieseomelitta varia
Lineage: Eukaryota; Metazoa; Arthropoda; Insecta; Hymenoptera; Apidae
Product: elongation factor-like GTPase 1
Exons: 5
Coding region: 1016-4240 (1074 amino acids)
Biological process (GO): cytosolic ribosome assembly
Cellular component (GO): cytosol; ribonucleoprotein complex
Molecular function (GO): GTP binding; ribosome binding; GTPase activity
Source: RefSeq, a predicted model, not a curated record
UCACUAACAAGAUAUACUCAUGGUACAAGAUCUAAAAUAUGUUUAAGCAAUGACAGUAAGAAAAAGAAUCAAAGAUGGCGCAGAGCCGCCAUAUUAAUUUACGCAUGUGCAUUCGUGACAUGAGAAGCAACGCAUGUGCAUUUGUGAUAUAACGAGUAACGUUUGACUUGCAACUGAUAUUUUCUUUUGCAAAGUUUCUAACACUUUCGCCGAGAUAUUGAUCAAUUGCGAUUACUUGCAAGCAAUUUUCAUCACUUUGAUCGAAAUAAUUGCAUGAUACAGAAGCUAUUUGAGUGUGUAUUACGUAUUAUGUCUACAUAUGUGACUCUUGGUGGACACUGAAUUUUCAACACACGUUUUUCAUUUGUCGGAAUUUUCCCAAGCAAUGCAUUGACGCAGAAAAUCAAUCUUUUUGGACAGAAUAAGAUCAGAUUUGACACUGGGAAGUCAUAAGACGCAUUUGACCAAGAUACGAGACGAUACAUUUCGUUAAAUGAUUCUAACCUGUGAGGAUAAGAAAAAGUGUCAAAAUAAUUUUAUCUUUAAUAAAUAUAUGUGUGGGAAGAUUAAUAGAAGAAGAGACAGUCACGACGGUCAAUUCUUGGCCAAUAAGUUGUUCCUGUUGCGACCUAUUAAGCAACCGAUACGAGUGGCAUGCUGUGGAACACGACAACAAUGUCAACAAACUUACGAUACAUCCUUCUGUUUAGCGAACGCUAUGUUUUAUGGAAACAGAAUAAAGUGAAAUAGUGUUUACUAUUAUUUAUAGCUAUAGGAAGCUGUAUUGUACAUUGAACUUUCUUUCUCUUGUACUUAUUCGUUUGUUCGUUUAUUUGUUGUUCGGUUUGUUUGGUAAAGUCGAGUCUACAUGAUCUUCAAGACUUUGGUUUAGUAUCCAUCAUAUUUUACGUAUACACAUAUUUACGUAUAUUUUACGUAUAUAUAUAUCGACGCUUCAAAAAUUCACAUUGUUUGUAUUUGUAUAUAAAUUGACGGUAUCACGACGAAUUUCAUCAUGAGACUCAUUACUGUGGAGAAAUUAGCUGAAAUUCAAAAGACACCGGCUAAUAUACGAAAUAUUUGUAUAUUAGCUCACGUAGAUCAUGGCAAAACCACUUUAGCAGAUUCGCUAGUUGCCAGCAAUGGAAUCAUUUCUAAUAAGCUUGCUGGUAAAUUACGAUAUUUGGAUAGCCGUCCUGACGAGCAGCUGCGAGGAAUUACAAUGAAGUCAAGCUCAAUUGCUCUUUAUCACAAAUACAAUUGUCGAGAAUUUGUUAUUAAUCUGAUCGACUCUCCAGGACAUGUAGACUUUGCUUCUGAAGUCUCAACGGCUGUUAAAUUAUGCGAUGGUGCUUUCAUCCUAAUCGACGUGGUAGAAGGUGUGUGUCCGCAGACGCGCAGUGCUUUAUCCAUUUCAUACACAGAAGGUUUGAAACCAAUCUUGGUAUUGAACAAAAUGGAUAGAUUGAUUGCAGAAAUGAAAUUGUCUCCUUUGGAUGCUUACGUGCAUCUGACGCAAGUUUUAGAGCAAGUCAACGCUGUAAUGGGAGAGUUAUUUGCCAGUGACAUAAUGGAGCGUGAAGAAAAGGAAGAGUUGAAAAAAGAAACGGCAGAAAGUAUGUCCGAAAGAAACAUAGAAGAUUGGCAGUCUGUGCUAGAGGAGGUAGACGACUCUACUUUAUACUUCUCUCCUGAACAAGGUAACGUCCUAUUUGCCAGUGCUACAGAUGGCUGGGGAUUUGGCAUCAAAGAAUUUGCCGAAAUAUUUUCGACCAAACUAGGCUUUAGCAAGAAGGUUUUAGAGAAGACGCUUUGGGGUGAUUAUUACGUAAAUACGAAAACAAAGAGGAUCAUGAAAGGGGCUCAAGAGAAAGCAAAAAAGCCCCUGUUCGUUCAACUUAUUUUGGAUAAUCUGUGGACUCUGUACGAAACGAUAAGUAUCCGUAAGGACAAGGAUAAGAUAGCUUCGAUGGUUGAGAGAUUGGAUAUAAAAUUGACAACGAGAGAUUUGAGACAUACAGAUCCUAAAACUCAAUUAAAAGUAGUUUUUUCCCAGUGGCUACCUCUGUCCCGUGCCUGCCUCGAUGCCAUAUGUGAAAUAGUUCCAGCACCGUGUCGCUUAACUUCAGAGAAAAUAGAACGUUUGCUCAGCGGAAACUUCGAUUUCUCUACAUUGCCAGAGGAAACGCAACAGUUAAAAGAGAAGUUCUUGGCUUGCGAUCCUUCUCCCGUAUCACCCACCAUUGUGUUCAUUUCAAAAAUGUUUCCAAUAGAGAGAAAGAUGCUGCCAGAGAAUAAACCUAAACCGUUGACCCCAGAAGAGCUGGCCGAACGAAGGGAAAUGGCAAGACUGAAACACGCGGAGAAAAUAAAGAAGGAACAACAAUCGGCGAAAGAAUCUGGCCAGCAGAUGCAACAGGACGUCAACAGAUGCAAUUCGAAUUACUCUGAUGAGAUUUCAACGCGAUCGGAAAGUUCAGUUUCCGAUGAAGACGACGUGAACGAUGAAAAUUCGGACACUACGUUGAUAGCGUUUGCUCGAAUAUAUUCCGGAUGCCUGAAAGAAGGAAGUGUCGUGUACGUUCUAGGACCAAAGCACGACCCACGUGACGUCUUGAAACGACAGAGAACGGGCGAGUUCUCGAUAGACGAGAACGUUCCAUUGAAAGACCUAAAACCUGGGAGACACGUGAUCAGAGUCACUAUACGAAAGCUAUAUCUUUUAAUGGGUAGAGAAUUAGAAUCUACGAACAAAGUGUUUGCUGGAAACGUAUUUGGAAUCGGCGAUUUGGAAGACUACGUGUUGAAAACAGCAACGCUUUCCACCACCGUUGCUUGUCCAUCAUUCUCAGAGUACACUUCGCUCGAUACACCGAUAAUGCGAGUAGCUCUUGAACCGAAACAUCCCAAUGAUCUACAAUCGUUGAUCAACGGGUUGAAAUUGCUCAAUCAGGCAGAUGCUUGCGCCGUCGUUCACAUCCAGGAAAGCGGGGAAAUUGUGUUGAACACUGCUGGAGAAGUGCACUUGGAGAGAUGUUUGGAAGAUUUGAAGCUACGCUAUGCAAAGGUUGACAUAAACGUGUCGGAGCCUAUCGUGCCGUUUAAAGAAACGGUCGUACCUCCUCCCAAGGUUGACAUGGUAAACGAAGUGAUCGAGAAGAAAGCCGAGGACGUUAGUUGCGGAACCUGGUCUCCGAAUCGACGAUGUUACUUUGAAAUCGAUGCGAGACCUCUGCCUGAGAAAGUCACGAAAAUUUUGGAAAAGAACGUCGAUCUGAUAAAGGCGUUAUAUCAUUACUAUGGGAAAUUGCGUUCGGAAAGAGAAGUGGAGGGAAGCGAAGAAGUCACCGUGAUUGAUCAUGAGAUGGAACCUUUACAUUCGAUGUCGGAGAAGAAGCAACGAGCGUUGGAAUCGUUCAAAACCGAGUUGGCUACUGCGUUUCGAGAAGCAAGCCAAGAAGAUGUAUUGGACAAAAUAUGGUCGUUCGGACCGCGAAACUGUGGGCCCAAUAUCUUGUUGAACGAAACCGAUUAUGAGCACAGAAAAUUUUGGGAAGGCCACUCAAACUCUACGGACCCACGUGCUCCUUACGAAAGCAGUAUGGUCAAUGGUUUCCAAUUGGCAACGCUUGCCGGACCUCUAUGCGAGGAGCCUAUGAUGGGUGUCUGUUUUGUCGUGAAGAAGUGGGAAAUUUACCAAGAAUCACAAAGCGAAAAUAGCAGUCAAAAUCAAGGACACAUGGACGGCGGCCACUUGAUGUCAGCAUGCAAAGAAGCUUGCCGUCGUGCAUUCAAUUCAAAACACCCUCGAUUAGUCACUCCGAUGUACAGCUGCAACGUUCUAGUCAAUUCGGAUGUAUUAGGAAAAUUGUACGCGGUAUUCGGUAAGAGACAAGGCCGUGUGAUUUCCGCGGAAAGUGCUCUUGGAUUCGGUGGACAGUUUCGCGUGCUUGCGACUUUACCCGUGCCAGAGAGUUUUCAACUUGCCAGGGAACUGCGAACUCAGACAUCUGGGCUGGCUAGUCCUCAAUUGGUUUUCAGUCAUUGGGAGGUUAUCGAGCAAGAUCCUUAUUGGACACCUUCCACAGACGAAGAGUACCUACACUUUGGUGACAAAGCAGAUAGCGAGAACAGAGCUAAAAAAUAUAUAGAUGCAGUCCGCCGUCGUAAAGGUUUACCCGUGGAUUCUCAAUUGGUUACGCAUGCAGAAAAACAACGAACUCUUUCCAAGAAUAAAUAAUUCUGGAUUACUAAAACUCCAUUUCCAUUUUGGCUGUGUGUACCACACAACGCGUUGCGUUGUUUCUCUCAUAUGUAUCUAUACAUAUACAGUUGUGUCAUGAAAAGUUUAUAACGUGAUCAUUGAUUUAUGAUACAUCUGACGGAGUGCAUCUUAACGAGCGUAACUAUUAAGUCCGUUUAAGUGACGUUCGAUUUGUAAAUCUUUUUCAUUUUAUGCAAUUAUAUUACAUAAUAUCAUAAUGGUUUUUGAAAAUUUGGAAAUAAAUUAU